ACCCAAAGCCAAAGUGUAAAGGCCAUAAAACCCAUCUCCCACCGUCUUCGUUUGUUUCCGUAAACCCUUGUUCUUCUUCUCUGUCUGUCAACAGAACAGAACAGCCAAAUGCUCCUCUGCAACAUUCUCAUUUCUAGUUGAAAGCGUUCAAGAAACGAAAAGAUUCCUCUUCUUCUCUGUGUUGGGCCUUUGGACAUCCAUGGGGUUUGAAAGUUUGGGAUAACUUGAUGGGUUGAAGUCCUGGUUGCCUCCUGAGGAAGAACAGGGGCUUGGAAAACUGGAAGUUCAGUGGCUUUUAUGCUGAGGACUUGGAGAGCUAGUGGAGAUAUGAUUUGGAAAAGAAUUCUGAUGAGGAGUUCGGUUCGGUGCUUGGAGGACAAAGCUCUUCUUAUAGGAGUUUUGAAAUUUGGAGCAGUUUGAUGGGUUGAUCGACUGCUUGCAUCUUGAGGCAGAAUGGGGGCAUGGAAUCUGGAAGCUUUUCUUUUAUGCUGUGGACCUGCAGAGCUUGUGGAGAUCUUUUUUGGAAAAGAAUUCUGAAGUGGAGUUUGGUGGUUUUAGCACUAAGACUAUUAUAUCACAUGGUAGAAGAUUAUGGAUUUCAGAUAACAGUUGGUAGGCAAGUGCAUUUUUUUAAUGAGGUUGGUGCAAUAGAAUGGAGAAGACUUUUGGGAUGCCUCUUCAGUAAUAUAUGAAACUCCUAUUUCAAACAUAUAAGAGGGUGAAUUACUCUGGGACUUUAUAAGAACGUGCACCAGAUAUUAGUGAGGUUGUUUCAGAUGUGUACAAAAUGCGACUCUCAUUGCAGCUGCAGAAAAGCUCAACUAAACUCAAAGGAAAACAAGAAUACUGAUGAUUUGCCCUCCUUAGUUUUUCCAAGAAGUUCUUCCCAGCUGUCAGCAGUCAGUAUAAUGUCUGAAAGUAGUGCACCUAAUCUUGUAUAUAAAAGGAGGAAAUUACGAGGAAACUCUGUCACCAUAUUUUCAGAAGAUCGAGGAAACACAAGAACUGGUGAUUAUCUUUCUUUUGUAAAUUUUAAUGUUCCUUCAGAAGAUCGAGAAAACACAAGAACUGGUAAGAAACAACUUGUUGAUUCGCACAUAGAGCAUGAAACUAAAGCCACUCAAGCGUCUCCUCAUUUAUGCAAUAGAGAGUCUCAUGUUUUAAAUUCAGAAUCUUUUAAUGGAUGUUCUGUUGGUGAGGAAUUAAUUUCUGAUGAAGCACCUAAAAACAAUGUGCAAAAAGUUUUAGAGGUAAACAGCGUAAAUGAUAGUUGCUCAUCAUCAAAGUCAAAUAUGGAGCAUCUGUCAGCAGUCAGAAUAAUGUCUGAAAGUAGUGCACCUAAUCUCGUAUAUAAAAGGAAGAAAUUAGGAGGAAACUCUGUCACCAUAUUUUCAGAAGAUCGGGAAAACACAAGAACUGGUGAUUAUCGUUCUUUUGUAGAUUUUAUCGUUCCUUCAAUUGCUGCUAAGAAACAACUUGUUGAUUUGCACAUAGAGCAUGAAACUAAAGCCACUCGAGCGUCUCCUCAUUUAUGCAAUAGAGAGUCUCAUGUUUUAAGUUCAGAAUCUUUUAAUGGAUGUUCUAUUGGUGAGGAAUUAGUUUCUGAUGAAGCACUUAAAAACAAUGUGCGAAAAGUGUUAGAGGUAAACAGCGUAAAUGAUAGUUGCUCAUCAUCAAAGUCAAAUAUGGAGCAUGCUUCAACUUCCAUGAAGACUGAAGUAGAUGAAAAUGGUGAGUGCUCCUCUUCUAGUGUGAUAGUCAUGGAGGCUGUAGGAGACCUGUCUGAAAAGGAUCUAUGCAUCUCAAUUCUUAGAAGCCAUGGACUGCUUGGGGAUGUUCAGGCUACCAGGAUUUGUCGUUCUGCUGAAGACACUGGUACCAGUAGCAGUGACAGCUGUCAUCGGUCAUGCAAAAUUUGUAGUCGUGCAGGAACUGCUCUGAAAAUGCUGAUUUGUGAUAAUUGUGAAGAGGCAUUUCACAUGUCAUGCUGCCACCCCCGUAUAAAGAAAGUACCUUUUGAUGAAUGGUUCUGCCAUUCUUGUUUGAGAAAGAAGCAAAUUUUAAAGGAGAAAGUGGCUAGAAAAUCACCGAAUAUCACCAGUGUCAUGUGUAGGAAUGCAUCAUCUAAAGGCCAAGUGAAUCCUAUACUGUUAAUGUUAAGAGACAAUGAGCCGUAUGCAACCAGUGUUCGGUUUGGCAAAGGGUUUCAAGCGGAAGUUCCUGACUGGUCAGGCCCAAUAAAUGAUGAUAUUGGUGGCAUUGGCGAACCUUUGGAAUUAGAUUCUUCGGAGUAUGUUAGAUUGAAUGAGCUGAACUGCAAUAAACCUUCUAGAGUUAGCUCUAUAGGUAAUUGGCUUCAAUGUCGAGAAGUUGUAGAUAGUGCAAAUGGAACUAUUUGUGGAAAGUGGCGCAGCAGGGCUCCUCUUUUUGAAGUCCAAACUGAUGACUGGGAGUGCUUCUGCUCUAUCCUUUGGGAUCCAAGCCAUGCUGAUUGUAAUGCGCCUCAGGAACUGGGAACGGAUCAAGUUCUGAAGCAACUGAAGUAUAUUGAGACGCUGAGGCCCCGGCUAUCUGCAAAACGGCAUACUUUGGAUGGCACCAAGAGUACUGGUGAUUUACAAAACCCCAUAACAGAUGCAAAAAGUAUACAAACUCUAUGAUAUGAUGAGAACUCAUUAAAAGUGUCGAUACAAACCCAGCUUGUUACUCAUGUUGUACAUUUAUUUCAUAUAUAACAAAUUGGGUUAGAAAUUUUCACCGCAGUUGAAUGUGUAAUGAUAUAGGCAAGUAUAUGUUUAUGA
Prunus dulcis (almond) is the source of this 2801-nucleotide messenger RNA. RefSeq lists its product as uncharacterized. Bases 777 to 2660 code for a protein of 627 amino acids. Gene Ontology annotation, biological process: chromatin remodeling. Gene Ontology annotation, molecular function: zinc ion binding. The transcript is spliced from 10 exons. Lineage: Eukaryota; Viridiplantae; Streptophyta; Magnoliopsida; Rosales; Rosaceae. The record is from RefSeq and is a predicted model, not a curated record.